Molecule: messenger RNA, 2001 nt
Organism: Hypoxylon trugodes
Lineage: Eukaryota; Fungi; Ascomycota; Sordariomycetes; Xylariales; Hypoxylaceae
Product: sphingomyelin phosphodiesterase
Exons: 5
Coding region: 1-2001 (666 amino acids)
Biological process (GO): sphingomyelin catabolic process
Molecular function (GO): sphingomyelin phosphodiesterase activity
Source: RefSeq, a predicted model, not a curated record
AUGCGGGUCCUAUCGUUCAUUCUCGCGGCUUUGGCUGGUGCCACCGUGGGGGUCGUUGGUGCUGCCGAUGAUCCUCAGAAAGUAUUGAGUUCUGGUACGACGAAGGGGUUCAUGGGUGGUUUGGGUCUUGACGCACUGGUUACUAGUACUAGGGAAGAUGCGCAGAGUCCUCUGUCGUGCGGUGGUUGUGAGGCGGUCUUACUACAACUCAAGCUGCUUGCCUCACAAGGAGACGGUUUCUUCGUCUCUGUUACAACGGCGCUAUGUAAACGAGCCGGGAUCCAAGACCCCGACGUCUGCGAAGGCACCAUCGCCCUCGAGGGUCCAAUUAUUGCACACGGGCUGCGUGGGUUAGUUCUCGGAUCUCGCACUUCGCGGCUUGCAUGCGUGGCGUUUAUGGGCUUGUGUGCACAUCCCGAGGUCGCGCCGCAUAAUGUGUCGUUUCCGUCUCCUGGCGAUGGGCAUGGGAGGCCAUUGCCGAGUAACUUGGAUCCGAUAUACGUUGUUCAUUUCUCGGAUAUACAUGUUGAUCCGCAAUAUGUCGUUGGUGCGAAUGCGAAUUGUUCGAAGCCGAUUUGUUGCAGGGAAUACACCGACAGCGACAAACCAGGCCAGAACGAUUUCCCGGCUGGCUUCAAUGGCGAACACACAUGCGACGCUCCCGUUACUCUAGAGGAAAGCAUGUACGCAGCGAUCAAGAAAAUCGUACCUCACGUCUAUUUCAGCAUAUUCACGGGUGACAUCGUGGAUCACGCUGUCUGGGAUACCUCCCGCGCACAGAAUACAUUCGGCAUCGCAGAUGCAUACGGGCGAAUGUCUGCGGCGGGGUUAAACCCCGUUUACGGUACCGCUGGAAACCACGAAGCAUCGCCCGCAAAUUCGUUCCCACCCGUAGCGGAAGAUGGAUCUGGAAGUGAUGGAGAUAGCAAUACCUCGCAGUGGUUAUACGAUCUCCUAGCCUCGGCUUGGUCCCAGUGGAUCGGACCCAGUGCUGCGGAUACGACGAGGCAGUUUGGGGGAUACUCGGCGCGAUUUACGAAUUAUAAGAUUGGCUACGGUAAACUUAGCACUGGUAAGCUACGUGUUAUAUCGCUUAGCACGAAUAUGUACUACGCGCAUAACUAUUGGCUGUAUGAGGAGCCUAUGCAGAAAGAUCCGAGCGGACAGUUGGCAUGGUUGGUUGGUGAGCUGGAUGCUGCGGAGAAAGCGGGUGAGGCUGUGUAUAUUAUCGGACAUAUGCCUUUGGGAAGUCGGGAUGCGUUUCAUGAUGGGUCGAAUUACCUUGACCAGAUCGUGAAGAGGUAUUCUGGUACGAUCGCAGCUAUGUUUUUUGGCCACACGCACUUCGACGAAUUCGAGCUCUCAUAUGCCGAUUACAACAACAAAUCCCACGCCAACGCAUUGGUAACAUCGUACAUCGCGCCGUCCAUGACACCGACUUCGGGUCAUCCCGCCUUCCGUGUGUAUACCGUGGAUCCGGUGAACUUUGCUGUUCUUGACGCUACGACCUACAUCGCCAAUACGAGCGACCCCUCCUUCCAUACAUCAGGACCAAAAUGGACCAAAUACUACUCGGCACGGGAGGCCUACGGGCCGCUUGUCGGGCUGGAUUUAUCUUCUGGGCGCGUGCCAAAGGAUUUCCAGGUACAAGAUCUGUCACCUGCGUUUUGGCAUAACGUGACCGAGGUCUUGGAGCGCAACGCAACGGCAUUUAAUGAAUACUUUGCAAGGAGAAGACGAGGGUGGAAUGUGGACGAGUGUGAUGAGCAAUGUAGAAAGGCGGAAAUAUGCAAGUUGAGGGCCGCAAGGGCGCAGGAUAAUUGUAUACCUCCUGGUCUUAAAUUUGAUAGACUUGCCGAAGGGGGAGAGGCGGGCGUGCUACUUGACGAGGAGGAUGAGUGCGGAGAAUCAAUUAUACGGGAUACGCUGGGGAUGUUGGUUAGAGAUGUGGAUAUGUUAAGAAUGUUUGAGGAAAUUGUCGUUGAGAAGGGACUGUUAUAA